Molecule: messenger RNA, 1883 nt
Organism: Anopheles nili
Lineage: Eukaryota; Metazoa; Arthropoda; Insecta; Diptera; Culicidae
Product: RNA-binding protein NOB1
Exons: 2
Coding region: 55-1314 (419 amino acids)
Biological process (GO): ribosomal small subunit biogenesis; maturation of SSU-rRNA
Cellular component (GO): preribosome, small subunit precursor
Molecular function (GO): RNA endonuclease activity
Source: RefSeq, a predicted model, not a curated record
CAAAGCUGAAUCAAAGAAAAAACUGCAUUUAAGAUCAUUCUUUUGGGCCUGAAGAUGCCCAAAUUCCAGCAUUUGGUCGUCGAUACGGCGGCAUUUGUUAAAAAUGUCCAGCUGCAGAAUAUCGCAGAAAACUGUUACACCGUCCCGGGUGUGCUGGGUGAGAUCCGGAGCAACAGACAGAUGAAAGCACUUGCCGUGCUGCCGUAUGAUCUGAAGGUGCGCGACCCGGAUCCGGAUGUGCUUGGAAAGGUCAUCGCGGUGGCGAAGAAAACCGGCGACUUUGCCUCGCUGUCGUUGGUCGAUUUGCAGGUUAUCGCACUUACAUACGAGCUCGAAGCGAAACAUGUUGGCUUAGACCAUCUGCGCGAUAAACCGCGCCCGGCAUUGUUGGUUUCGGCGGCCAAGAAGCCGGCUGCUCUGGAAGGAACAGAGCUGCUGAAGGGCUUCUAUGUUUCCAAGAGAAGCAACAAACAGAACUCAGCUAGCGACGAGUUGGAAGAAGCGGAUGAGUCCGAGGAUAUCCCCGGCGAGGUAGUACCGGCCCCAGUCGACAGUCCCGCAGUCCUGUCUGGAACAGAGGAUUCGGAAAAAGAAUCGAAAGAAGCUUUUGUUUCGGAGGAAGCAGAAGAAUCCGGAGACGAGUACGCAGAAGAAGACCACAAUUCCGAUGAAGCGGAAGAGGAGAGUGACGACGACGAUGGUGGAUGGAUAACACCAAGCAACAUCGUGCAGGUGAAGCGAGACAUCGGAAUGAACCUGCACGAGGAGGUGGAAGCACGUGUCGCCUGCAUCACCACCGAUUACGCGCUGCAAAACGUGCUGAAGCAGAUUGGGUUACAGAUUGCGGCCCUGGACGGGCGUAUCAUUAAGCAGGCUCGUACAUACAUCCUACGGUGUUAUGCCUGCUUCAAGACCACACCCGAUGCGACGAAGGUGUUCUGUCCGAAGUGUGGCAACCGGACGUUGAAGAAGGUCGCCGUCAGCUUAGACGCGGACGGCCAGCAGAUCAUCCACAUUAACAGCCGGCGACCGCUGACGGCCAAGUAUAAGAACAAACCGGUGGCCAAGUUCGAAGGAGGCAAGUACGCCACCAACCCGGUGUUGUUCGAGGACCAGCCAUUACCGCAGCAGCGUAUUUCGGUGAAAGCAAGAGCCAAAACGAACGCUCUUGGUGACGAUUACAUCGCCGGAUAUUCACCGUUCGUGAUGCGGGACGUCGAUUCGCGGUCGGCGGUGUUGCGCGGGUCGGCUGACAUCAAGCAGCGGAUGACCAACCUGCAGUACGACAACAAACGGCGGGGUUACUGGAAAUAAGCUAGAUCGAUGAUAGAUAACUUUUCGAUCUAAAGCAACCCUUUUGCUCAGUGCUUAUAAUCUAAAGUGGAUAUAAUUUUUUUCUCUAGCGCACUGCAGAAAUAUUUACACUUUCAUGAAAUUGCAACUUGAAAAGAAACACACAUUUAUAGUUGAUAGAUAUCCCUUGAUGCUUCAAUUAAUGUCACUCCUAACUGAAGCUUUUUGGCUUUGGUAAUAUUCUCUUUAAACAUGCUUCAAGUUUGAGUAUGUAUAUCUUUUACUCCAUCUUCAAUGGAACUCUUUCUUUCUUUUAUUUUGUAAUGGUUUUACUUUGAUACUUUACCGAUUUAUUAACGCUUUCAUUCAAACACUUUCUUGUGGAAUGUGGAUUCUUGUUUGGGAAAUAUAAUUCUUUGAACAUUGUAAUAAUAAACCGAAUCACACAAAACGCGAUACUGUGAAGUAUGUUUUUUGUUGCUGCAAAAUUCAUACGUUCUAAAUGUGUAACGUAUUAUGCGACAGAUAAAAUGCGCCACUCCACGCGAUUAUAUUUCGGAUAGUUUAAUCAAAUCAAAUACAGCAUUUAU